GGAUACCGAUACGUAUCGGUUAAUCUUUACACCCCUAGUAAAUAGGCGUAUACGCAUAGUUGCAUAAAUAUAGUAUGGUGUUUUUCUAUCACUUACCUCACAAGGAUGUAUGGUUUUUAUAAGCUUUAUUACUGCAGUUAUUAUGGGCGUUUCAAGGUCAUUACACAUCUUGAACAGACCAGACCAACAGUCAAGGAGUGGGGUGCUGGAGGAUACAGUAGAGUAGACACCAGGCCUGUCAUUACAUGGUCGAGAGGGGAUGAAGUCAGCUGGUGAGGAUAAGAGCAAGGACAAGUAACAGAUAACCCUACCCUUGGACAGAAUUGUCAGCUAACUUUACAACAGCGAUGGCAGCAACUCAAAAAUGCUUCGCGAAAGGGAGCUCUCCUCCUGGUCCUGUUACCAAGGGUCACAUCAGGCUGUACAGCAUGAGAUUCUGCCCUUUUGCCCAGAGGGCCAGGCUUGUGCUUCAUGCCAAGGGCAUCAAACAUGAGACAGUCAACAUAAACCUGAAGGACAAACCUGAUUGGUUUUUGGAGAAGAACCCUCUUGGCGAGGUGCCAACGCUGGAGACUGUGAAUGGUCAGGUGAUCUAUGAGUCACCAAUCACAUGCGAGUAUCUGGAUGAGGUGUAUGCAGAGAAAAAACUGCUCCCUUCUGAUCCAUUUGAGAAGGCUCAGCAGAAGAUACUUCUGGAACAUUUCUCCAAGGUCACUCCGUACUUCUAUAAGAUCCCAAUGGGCAAGCAGAAAGGCGAGGAUGUGUCAAGCCUAGAAGCAGAGCUGAAGGGGAGGCUGUCUAAAUUAAAUGAGGUGCUGGUCAAUAAGAAAACCAAAUUCUUUGGAGGAGAUUCUGUCACGAUGAUCGACUACAUGAUGUGGCCCUGGUUUGAGAGGAUGGAGAUGAUGGAGUUGACGCAUUGUUUGGAUGGCAAUGCUGAAUUCAAGAAAUGGGUCCAAUUCAUGCUGCAGGACCCUACUGUCAAGGCCACCAUGUUCAGCACUGACACCUACAAGGCCUUUUACAAAUCCUACACGGAUGGCAAACCAGACUAUGACUAUGGGCUGUGAGCUCCAUGGUGACUGUGAUGGAGACAUCGAUGAUUUCUGGCGGCCUGCCCUUGACUAGUCUUUUUAAUGUUGAUUUGACUGAAGCAAACGGGUGAAGAGGAAAGGUUCUGGGACUGAAGUCACUGAUCAAAUCUUACUGAAAUUUCAAUAAGGAUUUUUGUAAUCAAAACAAAAUGGUUUAUUUUCUAUUUUUUAAUGUAGGAUGUCUUUUCGGUGUUUUCAUUUUAGCACUUUAGGGUUUGAGAUAUAAAUUAACAUUUGGUGACUAGAUCUUUUUUUACAAAUUGUUGUCAGCUGCCUUUAUUAGUAAAUAAAGACAGUCUUGUUUCAA
Molecule: messenger RNA, 1401 nt
Organism: Alosa alosa (allis shad)
Lineage: Eukaryota; Metazoa; Chordata; Actinopteri; Clupeiformes; Clupeidae
Product: glutathione S-transferase omega-1-like
Exons: 7
Coding region: 348-1070 (240 amino acids)
Biological process (GO): glutathione metabolic process
Cellular component (GO): cytoplasm
Molecular function (GO): glutathione transferase activity; glutathione dehydrogenase (ascorbate) activity
Source: RefSeq, a predicted model, not a curated record